UGAGUCUCGUGUCUGGAGUCGCGUCGAUCGCAGGCAGUAAAUAAAUCGCAAGAAAUUCACAAAAAACGUCUCAGCAAAAUUCUCUAGGGAAAUAUAGCCAUGGCCAAGACUACUAACUGCCUGGGAAAUAGCAUCAUCCUGGUGCUCUCCGUACUAGUAAUUCUAUGCCUUGGCAGCCUAACCGAGGCGGCUCCCUACCAGGAGCUGGAGCCCCGCAAAGGUCAUGUGCCCGUCUAUAUUCGCCACGGAGAUGAGCCCCUAAGCGAAAUUCAUCCAGGAUUGGCCGAGGCCUUCAAGGAGGGUCACUCCAAGGACCUUGAAGGGGAGAGUCUGGUCACAACUACAAGUGCACCAACCGCAUCCUCAACCACAACGAAUCCUUCUUCGCCUCCUGCUCCUUCAACGGAAUCGGAUAUAGCCAGUUUUGAGGCCAUCAAAGCGAAGACCGAAUAACACAAUUGAAUAAAUACAAAAUUGCUACUUAAACUUCUUUCAGUUUACAAGUUAAUUCUAUCAAAUGGAAUCUCUUCUUCCCCCCUGCGUAUGCAAAUACAAAUAUAUUUAAAUGCAAAAUAAAUAUAAAUAAGAGAACAACAACAAAAAGCGAC
Drosophila serrata is the source of this 608-nucleotide messenger RNA. RefSeq lists its product as uncharacterized. NCBI's taxonomy places the organism in Eukaryota, Metazoa, Arthropoda, Insecta, Diptera, Drosophilidae. The record is from RefSeq and is a predicted model, not a curated record.